AUGUACAUAUGGUGGCCAGGAAUAGUUCUUCAUCCCACCGAGAUCCCAGACAACAUUCUAGCGGUGAAACAUUCGCCGUGCGAGUUUGUGGUGCGAUUUUUCGGACAGUACGACCAUUACUGGGUCAACAGAGGCAGAGUGUUUCCUUUCCAAGAAGGUGAUUCUGGCAGAAUAUCUAGUCAGAAGUCCAAGAUAGAUGCCGCUUUCACAACUGCCAUGGAACACGCGCAGAGGGCCUGUGAAAUACUGAAAAAAAUGCAGCCCAACGAAGAAGAAGACUUAGACAUCGCCUCUUCCCUCCUACCACCGCACUACGUCAAGCUAAAAGUGAACAAGCCAGCCGGCAGCGUCGUUAGAAGAGAUGUAGAUGCCAACUCGCUCACUCAGUGCGACUGCGACCCGAACCAAAUGGACCCUUGCGGGAUAUACUCUCACUGUCUCAACAGGAUGCUGCUAACGGAGUGCGGGCCGACGUGCCGCGCGGGCGAGCGCUGCAGCAACCGCGCGUUCGAGAAGCGGCAGUACCCGCGCCUGCAGGCCUACCGCACGCCGCACCGCGGCUGGGGGCUGCGCACGCUGCAGGACAUCAAGCAGGGUACGUACAUGUCCCGACAUGUCCCGCAUGCGACCGCUACAACCGCGCGUUCGAGAAGCGGCAGUACCCGCGCCUGCAGGCCUACCGCACGCCGCACCGCGGCUGGGGGCUGCGCACGCUGCAGGACAUCAAGCAGGGUACGUACAUGUCCCGACAUGUCCCGCAUGCGACCGCUACAACCGCGCGUUCGAGAAGCGGCAGUACCCGCGCCUGCAGGCCUACCGCACGCCGCACCGCGGCUGGGGGCUGCGCACGCUGCAGGACAUCAAGCAGGGUACGUACAUGUCCCGACAUGUCCCGCAUGCGACCGCUACAACCGCGCGUUCGAGAAGCGGCAGUACCCGCGCCUGCAGGCCUACCGCACGCCGCACCGCGGCUGGGGGCUGCGCACGCUGCAGGACAUCAAGCAGGGUACGUACAUGUCCCGACAUGUCCCGCAUGCGACCGCUACAACCGCGCGUUCGAGAAGCGGCAGUACCCGCGCCUGCAGGCCUACCGCACGCCGCACCGCGGCUGGGGGCUGCGCACGCUGCAGGACAUCAAGCAGGGUACGUACAUGUCCCGACAUGUCCCGCAUGCGACCGCUACAACCGCGCGUUCGAGAAGCGGCAGUACCCGCGCCUGCAGGCCUACCGCACGCCGCACCGCGGCUGGGGGCUGCGCACGCUGCAGGACAUCAAGCAGGGUACGUACAUGUCCCGACAUGUCCCGCAUGCGACCGCUACAACCGCGCGUUCGAGAAGCGGCAGUACCCGCGCCUGCAGGCCUACCGCACGCCGCACCGCGGCUGGGGGCUGCGCACGCUGCAGGACAUCAAGCAGGGUACGUACAUGUCCCGACAUGUCCCGCAUGCGACCGCUACAACCGCGCGUUCGAGAAGCGGCAGUACCCGCGCCUGCAGGCCUACCGCACGCCGCACCGCGGCUGGGGGCUGCGCACGCUGCAGGACAUCAAGCAGGGUACGUACAUGUCCCGACAUGUCCCGCAUGCGACCGCUACAACCGCGCGUUCGAGAAGCGGCAGUACCCGCGCCUGCAGGCCUACCGCACGCCGCACCGCGGCUGGGGGCUGCGCACGCUGCAGGACAUCAAGCAGGGUACGUACAUGUCCCGACAUGUCCCGCAUGCGACCGCUACAACCGCGCGUUCGAGAAGCGGCAGUACCCGCGCCUGCAGGCCUACCGCACGCCGCACCGCGGCUGGGGGCUGCGCACGCUGCAGGACAUCAAGCAGGGUACGUACAUGUCCCGACAUGUCCCGCAUGCGACCGCUACAACCGCGCGUUCGAGAAGCGGCAGUACCCGCGCCUGCAGGCCUACCGCACGCCGCACCGCGGCUGGGGGCUGCGCACGCUGCAGGACAUCAAGCAGGGUACGUACAUGUCCCGACAUGUCCCGCAUGCGACCGCUACAACCGCGCGUUCGAGAAGCGGCAGUACCCGCGCCUGCAGGCCUACCGCACGCCGCACCGCGGCUGGGGGCUGCGCACGCUGCAGGACAUCAAGCAGGGUACGUACAUGUCCCGACAUGUCCCGCAUGCGACCGCUACAACCGCGCGUUCGAGAAGCGGCAGUACCCGCGCCUGCAGGCCUACCGCACGCCGCACCGCGGCUGGGGGCUGCGCACGCUGCAGGACAUCAAGCAGGGUACGUACAUGUCCCGACAUGUCCCGCAUGCGACCGCUACAACCGCGCGUUCGAGAAGCGGCAGUACCCGCGCCUGCAGGCCUACCGCACGCCGCACCGCGGCUGGGGGCUGCGCACGCUGCAGGACAUCAAGCAGGGUACGUACAUGUCCCGACAUGUCCCGCAUGCGACCGCUACAACCGCGCGUUCGAGAAGCGGCAGUACCCGCGCCUGCAGGCCUACCGCACGCCGCACCGCGGCUGGGGGCUGCGCACGCUGCAGGACAUCAAGCAGGGUACGUACAUGUCCCGACAUGUCCCGCAUGCGACCGCUACAACCGCGCGUUCGAGAAGCGGCAGUACCCGCGCCUGCAGGCCUACCGCACGCCGCACCGCGGCUGGGGGCUGCGCACGCUGCAGGACAUCAAGCAGGGUACGUACAUGUCCCGACAUGUCCCGCAUGCGACCGCUACAACCGCGCGUUCGAGAAGCGGCAGUACCCGCGCCUGCAGGCCUACCGCACGCCGCACCGCGGCUGGGGGCUGCGCACGCUGCAGGACAUCAAGCAGGGUACGUACAUGUCCCGACAUGUCCCGCAUGCGACCGCUACAACCGCGCGUUCGAGAAGCGGCAGUACCCGCGCCUGCAGGCCUACCGCACGCCGCACCGCGGCUGGGGGCUGCGCACGCUGCAGGACAUCAAGCAGGGUACGUACAUGUCCCGACAUGUCCCGCAUGCGACCGCUACAACCGCGCGUUCGAGAAGCGGCAGUACCCGCGCCUGCAGGCCUACCGCACGCCGCACCGCGGCUGGGGGCUGCGCACGCUGCAGGACAUCAAGCAGGGUCAAUUCGUAAUCGAAUACGUGGGCGAGCUGAUCGACAUGGAGGAGUUCCGCAGAAGGAUGUGCCGCAAGCACGAGAUCCGGGACGAGAACUUCUACUUCCUCACGCUAGAUAAAGAGCGCAUGAUCGACGCGGGGCCUAAAGGCAACCUAGCCAGGUUCAUGAACCACUGCUGCGAGCCGAACUGCGAGACGCAGAAGUGGACGGUUCUCGGCGAUGUGCGAGUCGGGCUCUUCGCGCUGUACGACAUUCCUGCCAAUUCCGAAGUGACGUUCAACUACAAUUUGGAGUGCGCAGGCAUAGAGAAGAAACGGUGUCUGUGCGGCGCCAAGAGGUGUUCCGGCUACAUUGGGGCUAAACCGAAACAGUUACAGGAAGACAAACCAAAACUACCCAAGCGCACAUACAAGAAACGUAAACCCGCCGAAGAUCCCAAACCAAAACCACCUAAAAUCAAAAUAAAGCCGAUCAAACCUCGAGAACUGACCGAAAUUGAAAAAGAUCUACUUAUAAUCAAAAACGCUACCAACGGUAUGUCUAGCGAUUCCGAAGGCAGCAGGGCCAGUCUGGACGAUAAGAAUCCUAAGGCGUUGAAAAGGAAGAGGGUAAGUUUUUCUACGGACGAGUUGGGUGCAAAGAAAGCUAAGUUGGAUAGUGAUGACGCCGUCUGAUUUCAUUUUGUGAAUUUAAGGGAUAUCGAUAUACCACAGAAUAUAAUACUACAAGUCAAGUACAGAAGACUCACUGUUUUGAUGUUCACAAAAUGCGUUAAUAAUUCUUACCUGCAAACGGACCGAGAACAGCCGAUUGAGUUCUAUUGCGUCGCGCGAAGGUCGUCACCACUGAAUGGGUCGCGACUUCGCGGCCGCUAGCAUAUACUUGUAGCUCUGUGAAAUAAUCGAGGAUUGAGCCAACCCUGGUAAUACGUGAAAGGCUUAAGACGUCUAGGUACUUGUUAAUAAGUGUUGAAGAAAUCUAAUGAAAAUGAAAUAUUUAUUUUUCAAGUAGGCAUAUUACAAUGCGCAUAUGAACGUCAAAUAAAGCUACGCCGGCUCUAACCCUACGCCUCAGCCUCGAGAAAAUUUCAGCCCCCCUCAGUUGGGAGGGGGGGAUAUCCACUAUGGGACCGGCAUUGGCAAGAAACUCGGCGGGCCACUUCUUUUCAAAACAUUAAAUCUUAUAAUAAUUAAGCCAAGGAUACACUGAGCUACGGCACGUGUCGAGAGAAAUAAGUGUGUUUUUGUUAUAUGUUAUAACAAUGAUUGGACGGAUAUUUUACCAUCAAACAUAGAUAUUUCUUUGAUGAAGAGUUGAUGACUGUCUAAAGACAAUACAGUCAGCGGUACUUUGACUACGAUGGAGUCACUGUUAUUUACAGUAACUUGUACAACAUUCUUGAAAAACCGUGCUUCUAGUUUUAUAACCUUCACUGCCUGCGCGAAGACGUGCACUUGCAAUGAAAUAUUGGAAAACUGCACGCAAGCUAUGUGCCAUCUCUCACAAGGAUCCGUAUAUUACAACGCGUGCGUGUAAGAACGUUUUCACGCACAGAUGUGUACAGGCCAUGUAGCCGAAUGGCAUUUCUGCGACGCGAAACGCCACCGAAACGCUGCGGGAAUGUAGUCUGGCUCUGUCGCGCCAAUACGCAAGAGCGAUAGAGAUAGAUAGCUACGAAAGCGAUAUUAUCGUGAGCGUUUCUGCAUUCGGCUACGCAGACUGGUCGAUUCAUGAAAGCCGGCAUGAAUGGAAUGAACGAAACUUUUACUAUGUGAGAUCCACCACUUUAUUAGUGAAUGUUAUACACAGAUAAGAUAAUUUCACUCACUUUCGCUCAAUUUCAUUCACUCAUUCGUUCCAUUCCUGCCAGCUCUUGUGAAUCAACCUGUGCCGGAACCCACAGCAUUACUUAAGAUGCCAAAUUCGACGUACAAUCUAAAACCUGACCAGAAAUAUAUGAGUACGCGCCAUCUUGCGGAAUUUCAGUAGAACUAUUUUUUUCAUACAAUACUGAACUGUCACCCCAUACAUCAGAAUAGGCUACUAGCCUCCUAGUCAAAUC
Molecule: messenger RNA, 5120 nt
Organism: Leguminivora glycinivorella
Lineage: Eukaryota; Metazoa; Arthropoda; Insecta; Lepidoptera; Tortricidae
Exons: 9
Coding region: 1-3732 (1243 amino acids)
Biological process (GO): regulation of DNA-templated transcription
Cellular component (GO): nucleus; chromatin
Molecular function (GO): histone H3K36 methyltransferase activity; protein binding
Source: RefSeq, a predicted model, not a curated record